Messenger RNA from Pipistrellus nathusii (Nathusius's pipistrelle), 1641 nucleotides. NCBI's taxonomy places the organism in Eukaryota, Metazoa, Chordata, Mammalia, Chiroptera, Vespertilionidae. The record is from the annotation of a GenBank genome assembly.
AUGACUUCCUUCCUGAGUUUCUCCUCCUCCCACAGGAAUACAUGCAAUGAAGACAGAAUUUAUCAAUGCAAGGAACAUUUGAAAAUUUUUAACCAAGGGUCAAAUUGUAAUAUGCAUCAGAAAAUUCAGUUUCCAGAGUACCAUUAUAAUGGUGGAAAAGUCUUUGAUGAAAUGUCAAAUCAAAGUAUACUUCAGUUUAUUCAUACUGUUGCAGAAAUAAACAAACAAAGUAAAUGUGGCAAACCUUUGAAACAAUCUUCAAAUCAUACUGAACGAGACGAUAUUCAUAUCAGAGAGAAAGCUUACAAGUUUGAUUUCUGUUCAAGACUCUUCAGUCCAAUACUCAAUCUAAAUAAACUUAAGAAAUUCCAAACUGGAGAAAAACAUUAUAAAUGUAAAGAAUGUGGUAAAACAUUUAAUUUCCUUUCAAAUAUUCGUGAACAUGAGAGAAUCCAUACAGGAGAAAAGCCUUAUAAAUGCAGACAAUGUGGCAAAUCCUUCAGCCGGUCCUCAGCCUUUAUUUAUCAUAAGAGAAUUCAUACUGGAGAAAAGCCAUAUAAAUGUAGAGAGUGUGGCAAAGCCUUCAGGAGGUCCUCGAAAUGUCGUCGUCAUCAGAGUGUUCAUACCGGAGAGAAGCCUUAUAAAUGUAGAGAAUGUGGCAAAGCCUUCAGUGAGUCCUCAGUCCUUAAUCAACAUCAUAGAGUUCAUACUGGAGAGAGGCCCUAUCAAUGUAAAGAAUGUAGCAAAGCCUUCACUGCGGCCUCAAGCCUUGCUUAUCAUCAGAGAGUGCACACUGGAGAAAAGCCCUAUAAAUGUGGAGAAUGUGGCAAAGCCUUCAGUGGGGCAUCAUACUUAGCUUAUCAUCAGAGAGUUCAUACUGGAGAGAAGCCUUAUAAAUGUGGAGAAUGUGGCAAAGACUUCAGUGCAGCAUCAACACUUACUUUUCAUCAGAGAGUUCACACUGGAGAGAAGCCCUAUAAAUGUGGAGAAUGUGGCAAAGCCUUUACCAGAUCCUCAUCCCUGACUUAUCAUCUGAGAGUCCACACUGGAGAGAAGCCCUAUAAAUGUGGAGAAUGUGGCAAAGCCUUCAGGAGAUUCUCAAGGUGUAGUCUUCAUCAGAGUAGUCACAGUGGAGAGAAUCCUUAUAGAUGUAGUGAAUGUGGCAAAGCCUUCAGUAAUUCUUCAAACCUUAACAGGCAUCAGAAACUUCAUACCGGAGAGAAGCCUUAUAAAUGUAGAGAAUGUGGCAAAGCCUUUGUUGUGGCAACAAACCUUACUUAUCAUCAGAGAGUUCACACUGGGGAGAAGCCCUAUGAAUGUAGAGAGUGUGGCAAAGCCUUCAACAGGUCCUCAACCCUUACUGUACACCAGAGAGUUCACACUGGAGAGAAGCCUUAUGAAUGCAGACAGUGUGGCAAAGCCUUCAGUAAGUCCUCAAACCUUAGUAAGCAUCAGAGAGUUCAUUCUGGAGAGAAGCCUUAUAAAUGUACAGAAUGUGGCAAGGCCUUCAGUGGGGCAACUAAUCUUACUUAUCAUCAGAGAGUUCAUACCGGAGAGAAACCCUAUAAAUGUAGAGAAUGUAGCAAAGCUUUUAGCAGGUCCUCAAGUCUUACUUAUCAUCAGAGAGUUCAUAAUCUAUAG